GUUAAUUACUCAGCUUUAACUCUGCAAACCUUCAGUUCCUGGCGAUGAUCUUGAGGGAUUUUUACCAGUACCAAUCAUACCUACUAUUCCAUUUUGAUCUUAAUCUUGCUGAUGAUGAUGAGAAUCUCAUUGAUUUCUUAUGCUCUCCACUUCAACUUGAUAGAUCAACGAUUAAUCCCGUCUACCAUUCUCGAUUUCAACAUCCUCCUCCUGCGGUUACUACGGUGAAUUGUUCAUCACCAGCAAUGUUGAACAAUAAUGAUAAUAAAGAGAACUUCAAUGACCAAAAUCUAAGCUUAAGUGAAGAUCCACAGCAAACAAAAAGGAGUACAAAAACGUGGGGGAUGCAAUUUAAGGAAAAGUUUAGCUUGACGAAGGUGUUGGUGCAGCUGACCAAGGCUCCGUCUGGAAGUGUGUCUCCUGGUGGUCCAAGACCCUCCACUUUAUCUUCUCAAAGGAGGCUUCUGAAUUCAUGUACACUAACUGCCGACAAAACUGCAGGACUGAGAAGAGGGUCUUCAUUGAUUCCCGAGAAGAAACCUAAUUCUGCAUCCUCCUCCUCCAGUAGGCCAUAUGUAAUCCGUUCAAGUAAAACUUCGGCAAGGAUGGGAAAGUCAUAUCAAUAUGAAUUUCUCGGAUAAUAAUAAUAGUAACUGCUGCUUUAUGGCGAGGAAAUAUCUGAACAACUUCUCUCCCCCAUCUCUUAAAUGUUUUGUGUAUGUUGAACAGGUAAAUUUGUCUAAAGAUAAGCAUUUAUCAACUGAUUUACGGCCUCGACAGUCUGUAGAAGGUACUAAGAUUGGUCAGAAGACGACUCCACAUCCUGUACUUUGUGCUGAUAAUCAUAAUGCCGUUACUGAAUCUCGUGCUGAAGUUGACAAUCCUGCGGCACACAACACCAACUGUAUUAGUGAGGAUAUUCCAAAUCCACUAACUCAACCUACAAAAGUAACCGGUUUGCUGAUGCCUUCACCAUCCCUUCGAUUCUUUGAUCAGCCAAAAUCUUCAGCUUCUCACAGUAAUCAGUCAGUUACCGCUCAAUUAAGCAAUCAUCGAGCAAGCAAAAUGUAAUCAAUCGAACCUUGUUGUGGACCCCAAACGUCUACUUAAACUAGAUGAGACUGCCAGACUGACAAAAGCUGAAACUACUAAAGUUGAAGUUAAUCCCCUAGGCUCAACUUCGAAGUGUUCAGUUCCACCAGUCGCUAGUAUUUGCUUCAUAUACAAAGCUGAAACCAAAUAUUGAUCAAGGAAUGUGCAGGUUGAUGCAGAUGUGUCUGCUUCCAUGAGUUCUUUUUAACCAAACAAGUAAUCAAGAGGAGUCGCACAAUCUUAAUAUUGAAAGCAGGAGGUGAAGGAAGAAAACACAAGAAGUCCAAGAUAUGCUUUGCUGAGAAACAAGUUGAACUUGCAGGUGCUUCUUAAGUCUGCCCACUACAACUUGAGGGGGACUUAUAGCACAUAAUAUGAGUUUCUAAUCUGCUAUGUCCAUUUUGCCUUGUUUUCUUUCUCAUCUCUGGCUUAAGAGUUCUCUAUUCCCGUCAGAUAAAUGCGGAACGUAAUUUUCGGUUACGCUCCUUGUUUGUACUUCUAAAUGAACUUCUAACAGACAAUGUUCUCUUAGCAUACGCAAUUUUUCGCGCUCACCAAA
Papaver somniferum (opium poppy) is the source of this 1651-nucleotide messenger RNA. RefSeq lists its product as uncharacterized. NCBI's taxonomy places the organism in Eukaryota, Viridiplantae, Streptophyta, Magnoliopsida, Ranunculales, Papaveraceae. The transcript is spliced from 5 exons. The record is from RefSeq and is a predicted model, not a curated record. Bases 45 to 641 code for a protein of 198 amino acids.